This is a messenger RNA of Grammomys surdaster, 837 nucleotides long. RefSeq names its product glutathione S-transferase pi 1 (gene Gstp1). Gene Ontology annotation, cellular component: cytosol. NCBI's taxonomy places the organism in Eukaryota, Metazoa, Chordata, Mammalia, Rodentia, Muridae. The record is from RefSeq and is a predicted model, not a curated record. Bases 153 to 785 code for a protein of 210 amino acids. The transcript has 7 exons. Gene Ontology annotation, molecular function: glutathione transferase activity. Gene Ontology annotation, biological process: glutathione metabolic process.
CUGCCAGAAACUUGUUACACUGAACACCAAGACUUGGCAUGUUUCUGGGGCAGUGUGGGAUGUCUGAGGGGGUGGAGCCUCGCUAUCAAUAAAAGGCCGAGGGUCACUUCGUCUCUUCCUGCUGAGCUUGCAGCACACUGCAUCUGCCCAACAUGCCACCUUACACCAUCUUCUAUUUCCCCUCCCGAGGGCGCUGCGAGGUCAUGCGCAUGCUGCUAGCUGACCAGGGUCAGACCUGGAAGGAGGAGGUGGUGACCUUGGAUGUUUGGGAGCAAGGAACAUUCAAGGCUUCCUGUCUGUUUGGGCAGAUCCCCAAGUUUCAGGAUGGAGAGCUCACUCUGUACCAGUCCAAUGCCAUCCUACGGCACCUGGGCCGCUCCUUCGGGCUCUACGGCAAAGACCAACAAGAGGCAGCCCUGGUGGACAUGGUGAACGACGGACUGGAAGACCUAUUUAGGCGCAUUGCCCGGCAGUAUCUCCAUAUCUGUAAGGAGGGCAAGGACCAGAUUCUGAAGGAGCUUCCAGGAUACCUGAAGCCAUUUGAAACUCUCCUGGCCCAGAACAAAGGUGGUCAGUCCUUCAUCGUUGGUGAUCAGAUCUCCUUUGCUGACUACCGCCUGCUAGACGUGCUUCUGAACCUUGAGCUCCUGUUCCCUGGUUACUUGAAUGACUUCCCCCUAUUCUCCGCCUAUGUGGCACGCCUCAAAGCCCGACCCAAGCUCAAGGCCUUCCUGGAGUCUCCUGAGCAUGUGAACCGUCUCCUGGCUGCUUGCAUAAAGAUGUGAGCCCAUAUGCCUCCCCAAACACCACCCCAGCAUAAUAAAAAUGAUGGCACGA